UGGCAGCAUAAAGAUAGCCUUUGUUUCUUCUUCCUUUUCCCCACUUUCCUUUUUCUUCUUUUUAAGGCAAAAGCAACAACAAUCAAAGAAGCCCUGUCCAGAUGGGAAGAGAAGACUGGUCAGAGGCCGUCUGAUGCCAGAGAGAUAAAGCUGUAUGCCCAGAUCCCCCCGAUAGAGAAGAUGGACGCGUCUUUAUCCACACUUUCUAACUGCGAGAAGCUUUCCCUGUCCACAAACUGCAUUGAAAAAAUUGCCAACCUGAACGGCUUAAAAAACUUGAGGAUUUUGUCCUUAGGAAGAAACAACAUAAAGAAUCUCAAUGGACUGGAAGCAGUAGGAGAGACAUUAGAAGAACUGUGGAUCUCCUACAAUUUUAUUGAGAAGUUGAAAGGGAUCCAUGUAAUGAAGAAACUGAAGAUUCUCUACAUGUCUAAUAACCUGGUAAAAGACUGGGCUGAAUUUGUGAAGCUGGCAGAGCUGCCGUGCCUGGAAGACCUGGUGUUCGUAGGCAAUCCCCUGGAGGAGAAGCACUCUUCUGAGGGCAACUGGAUCGAUGAAGCAACCAAGAGAGUGCCUAAGCUGAAAAAGCUGGAUGGUACUCCAGUAAUUAAGGAAGAUGAUGAAGAUGAAGGCUAAGGCCAUACUUUACACUUUGUUAAUUUAUUUAAAUGUUAUGAGAACAAUAGAUAAUGUUUUGUAUAAUUGUCUAUUUUAAAGAUUUUGUGAGGGUACAGUUCUUAAGAUAAAACACAUCUCUCACUUCCAUCCUUUAAAAACCCUAUUCAGUGUUUCUCCCUCAAACCAGCAGCACUGACUCUGUGCAGUCCACCUUUGGAAACUAUCAAUUUCCUGGUUUUAUCCAGUCAUGGACCACAUCACUUGUCUCCUAAAAUUUACACACCAGUCAUUUCUAACAGCAGAAGGACCUGUUAUCUGUACUCAGUUGUUUAGUAUUUUUUUUUUAGGCCAGGCAAUGUAAAGGUAUAUUUUUAAGUCUGUAAAUGUUCAUGUCCUUAAAACUCAGAAGCACAAAUUCAUCUCCCCAAUGGCUCAGAAGGCAGUGUGGGCAUGGGAAGCCUUCCUGUUAGAACCACACAACUGUACCUACAACCAAUUCCUGUUAGAACCACACAACUGUACCUACAACCAAUUCCUGCUGUACCUACAACCAAUUCCUGUUAGAACAACACAACUGUACCUACAACCAAUUCCUGUUAGAACAACACAACUGUACCUACAACCGAGAGUCCAGUGGAGACACUGGUGAAAAAAGGAAGAGUGACUCGGCUCCUGGUAUAGUUACUUCUUUUUUCCAAAAAUAUGUGCACUGUCAACUGGAAUUUAGAUUGUGCUAUGUGGAUAGUCACUUGAGUCAUUAUGUUCAACCAGACACCCUGUGAUCCCCAUCAGUGGCUAAUGCAACUGGCAUGGUCUGUCCUUUGAUGGUAAUGUGACAUUAACUCUUGUGGACCUUGCCUUAUGCAGAUUAUAAAAAAUAAUUUCUCGUAUGUUUAAAGCAGUAGUCAAUAGUUCUAAGUAUCUACCCCUGAGAUUUGUAAAAACUUUUCCCUAAUAAUUUAGCCCAAUGCCCUUUCCUUUAUGGCUAUAAGGGUACAGACUUAAAAGACUGAAUUUGGUACCUCUAAAUAAAUGAGAUAGUUUUUCAAAAUAUAUUUUUGAGAGGAUCUAAGUUAAACAGCUCUUAAAGUGUAUCAUGUAAGUGGUGCUGAGGGGAGAGAGAGAUGUUGUGGGAUGGAUCCCAGGCAAAUGGCAGUAUGAUGGAGACUGUUUCCUGUGGAACACUAGGUGUCUUAACCUCCCGUCUGCAAAACAUAGUUAGGUGUGGAGAUUAUGAUUUAUCAUGUAAGACAAAUAUUCUGAAAAGUGUCAAACAUCAUAAGCACCAGAUGAAGUCUUUAGUGGGCUAUGAUGGAAGCAUCAACUUCAGAAAAGAAGUCAGGACCCCCUGCCAAAUUGUGCCUAAAGUCUCAGCAGAGGCUGCUGGUUCCUGUUCCCAUCUCCAUGGGAUUCUUUUGUAAGCAACCACAGUGAAAGAGGAAAGUCAUUCUUUUUAAAGAUUGCAUAAGUAGUCUUGAUUUGAGAAACUGAACAGCUAUCAUUUCAGGAAGAAUGACUUUAUUCCUCUAAGAGUCAAACUGAUCAAAAGGGACCACUGCUUUGACAAUCAACUCUAAAUCCAAACAAGAAUGCCUAGUCCUGGGCUGCAGACAGCUCAGAGGCUGAGAGCACUUGCUCAGGACCAGAGUUUGCUUCCCAGCACCCAUGUGGAGGUUCACAACAGCCUGGAACUCCAGGGGAUUCUAUGCCCCUUUGGGCCUCUGGGGAUAUCAGGCACACAUUACACAGACAUACAUGGAGGCUAAACACUCAUACACAUGAACUAAUAUAUUUUUAAAAAGAAUACCUAGUCUAAUACCUUAUAUGCUUCUUUUAAGCUUUUCUGAUGGGAAGAAACUUUAUGCUGUCACUGAGCUUAAACAUUCAAAACCAUUGGCAUUUCUAUUGUGAGCCACAGGGAUAAGACUUCAUUCUCCUUGGUGAUGCAGACACUUAUAAACUGGGAGGAAACACUCUUAUUAUUUGUAGUUUGAACAAGGCAAGCCCUGUUACUAUGUAUGGCUAUACUUUCUGAAAGGUACCCUGGGAGUGAGUAUGGGAAGUAGAUGACUUCGUGCUGGAUCUAUGAAAUGAUUUACAGUAAAAGUGUUAGUUUGUUUUUUUUUUUUUUCAAAUUCUGUAAUUGGGAAAUGCCCCUCCCCCAUUUCUUAAUGUCAUUUAAUCAGUGGUUCUCAGAGAUGUGUAAGGUGCUUUUCUGUGUCCAUGUCUCACAAAAAUCACUUUUGGCUCUUCUCCACAAAUAUUGGAACGAUUUUGAUGCAUCUCUGUUUCUGGAAUUAAAGCCAAAUGCACUCAAUUAGGAAAUGGAACGGAAGGCUGGAUAUACGAGAAAGUUAAGCAUAUUCUCCCUUAAGUCAUCUGUUACUUUGGAAAAAUGUAGUUUAUAGAGGGUGCAUUUGGCUUAUGCUGUUCAGAUUGGAGACUGGACCACCUCAGAAUAGAUGCUUCCUGUGUUCACAUGAACUUUUGCUGUUCUGUUGAAUCGCUGUAGAGUGCUGGAAUCAGCCCAGUAUUUUUAUUUUUUCACAGUCAAUAUGAUGUUGGUAGAUCAGAAUUCUACUUUCUGUGUUUUCUAAUGCUGAGCUAAUGGCCAUAUUCUCUAGCCAGGCCUUGGAAGGCUUUUGUGCUCUCUGCUACCUGCAACAGAGGGCCUCAGUACCGGCACUGUUUACAUUUGGAUUGCAUAACCCACUGUUGUGGGCUGUGUAUUGUAGGCUGUUUAGCCACAACCCUGUCUCCUACUCCCUAGAUACCAGCAGCUCCUCCUCUCUAGUUACGAUAACAAAAGAUGGCUCCAAACAUUGCCCACUCUUCCCCGGAGUGGGGGAGGAGGGGUGACACAGACACAACCCAGUUUCUUGUAACAUUCCUCUGUCUGGGCUUUGUUCACUUUAACCCUGUGUAGUCCGGUGCUGGUAGAAUUAUUGUGAGAAAGUGACAUCUUUUCCCACCAUGACUGGAGAUGGUCAGUAGUCUGCCCUUCAUGCCGUGCACAAUUUCAUGGGCCACACAGUCUUAGAAACUCAGGUCUGGAUGCUCUACCUUCUCUCUGAAGGAUUUCAACUUCAGUGACGCGUCCUCUUAUGUGUCCCCAGCUCAUCUUAGGACAGAUGGGGUUUGAUGAUUUAGCCUGUUUCUCUCACUGUCAACAAAAUCUAACUUUAUGAUAGGUUUUACUUUGUCUCCAAAGCUUAAUAUUUGGAAUGUGCUUCAGAAAAUGUAUCACCAUGCACACAUUCUUUGCAGACUAUGUCCGUCUUUUUAUCUAGACAGUGUUGUGUUCAGUCGCCCAUGCACGGACAUUAGCUGCUGCAGACCUGCAGACGUCCAAUGCUGCUUUAUGUGGGCUGACAGUGAGUCGGAGAGUACUGAAGGGAGAGCCAGUGUAGCAGAGUGGAGCUGACUUGACCUAUUCCUUUAUCUUUACCUAGUGUGACAUACUCACCAUCCCAUCAAAGUAUAAAAGGUAAAAUUUAAAACUUAAGAGUUACGUUAAGAAUCGCUGAACUUUUAGAAUUCCAUGUUUGUGUAUCUGUCCCUGCCUUCUAUCCAUCAUUAAUUGUAAGAAAGGAAACUGAAAGAAAAAAAAA
This is a messenger RNA of Cricetulus griseus (Chinese hamster), 4229 nucleotides long. The record is from RefSeq and is a predicted model, not a curated record. NCBI's taxonomy places the organism in Eukaryota, Metazoa, Chordata, Mammalia, Rodentia, Cricetidae.